Molecule: messenger RNA, 1305 nt
Organism: Eublepharis macularius
Lineage: Eukaryota; Metazoa; Chordata; Lepidosauria; Squamata; Eublepharidae
Gene: LENG1
Product: leukocyte receptor cluster member 1
Exons: 4
Coding region: 125-913 (262 amino acids)
Source: RefSeq, a predicted model, not a curated record
CCUUUGUCCCACCCACCUUCAAACUGACUAACGAGACAAGGCUGCAGCCAAUCGGAGAAGUGAAAGUUUUUGCGGAAGCGGAAAUCAAGGUACAGAGAAGCAGGGCUCCGAAACAGAAGCAGCUAUGAAUAUCCUCCCGAAGAAAUCGUGGCACGUGAGAAACAAGGACAACGUAGCUCGAGUGCGGCGGGACGAAGCGGAGGCCGAAGCCCAGCGGCAAAGCAGGGAAGCCCGCGUCCUGCUUGCUGAACAGGAGGCCCGGACUGAAUUCUUGCGUAAGAAAGCACGCCUGUCAGCUCCAGAAAACAGCAGCGGUAGCUCAGACCUCCAGUCUCUUGGCUCAGAAGGGCCCUCACAACACCUCAACCUUUUCUAUGAGUUGCAAGAGGGUGGCAACAAAGAACAUGAAGAGGAGAAGAAGCAAGAGAAGGAGCGACGGGAGAAGGCUUUGGGUAUCCUCACUUACUUGGGCCAGAGUGCAGCAGAGGCCCAAACUAGUUGCCCUUGGUACCAGAAGCCCCCGGAACGCAACGAAGCUCUCGCCAAGGAUGUGAAGCUGAAAGGGAAGCUGGACCCUCUGGUUGAGAUGGAAAGGAAUCUGCGCAAGAAGAAAAGCUCCCAAAAGGAAGGAAAGAAAGGAAAGGGGGAGCAGAGGCAAAAGGAAUGCAGAGGGAACUUGGCAGUAGAGUGCGUGCACAAGAGAGGGACCUCCUCCUCCUCUCUGGAGAAGCUACGGCAAGAACGGCUGCAGCGUGAGCAGGCAGAGCGAUCUCGGACAGAGGCUCUUCUGGCCCAGAAAACAGGAAAACUCCUUCCUGGAGAGGCAGAGGAAGAAGUGGAUGAAAGGAAACGUGGGUACAACUCCCAGUUUCACCCACAGCUGGCAAGGAAGAGGGUCUGGGAACUACCAUGAGGGAAGCCCUGCUUUUGCAGUGGGAUCAGCAUUGGCGCAGAGCUGGCAGUCUUGAAAGACUUGUAAGUGUUCUGCGUUUGCAGGCCUAUGCCUUCCCUGGACAAGCGGAGGCGGCAGAUUAAGUUCACCUCUGAGUAAGUUCACCUCUGUGAGCUGAGGAAGACUUCCAGUAAUUAGCCUUACACCGCAGACAGUUUAUCACACGUUUCUGAGAAACAGGCUGUGCUACAACUACUAUGAAUUGUUUUAAGUGCCAGUGGACCCACUGCAAGAACCAGGGAGGACUGUCAAGUUCCUGGCAGGAGUACAUGGUGUGCUCUUUGGUAGGUUUUGAAUUUUGUAUGUUUACCCAAAACCCAGACUGUAAAUGACAAUAAAAUUAACAUAUCAGU